AUGAUGGUGAUCAGAACUCAUUUCCAAGCCACCGUUAUUAGAUCAUCACCUAUUCAAGAAAGAGAAAACACUCUCAAUCUCAGUGCCCAUGCACUUCCACCUUCAUAUCGGUCACUCAUGACAACUGAUGAUUCAAGGAUUCUUGAUUUCUAUGUUGAUGAUUUUGAUGUCGACACAGAUGGAAAAAGAUUUAUUUGGCAGGUUAGGGGAUAUGAUUAUUGUUCCAAAAGCCUAUGGAUCCCUUCAACAGCCAUGUUUAAUAUGCCUAUAAUUUUCUUAUGUUUCAAAAAUAUCUCUUUUGUAAGGACUUUCAAACAUUUGACAAGGAAUCUAAUUAACAUGGUCUUUUAUCUUCAGAAAGAGGAAGCUGAAAGAAAUGCUGAGAAUGUCGACAAUUAG
Lactuca saligna is the source of this 399-nucleotide messenger RNA. Lineage: Eukaryota; Viridiplantae; Streptophyta; Magnoliopsida; Asterales; Asteraceae. The record is from the annotation of a GenBank genome assembly.